This is a messenger RNA of Morus notabilis, 686 nucleotides long. Its product is annotated as protein SKIP34. NCBI's taxonomy places the organism in Eukaryota, Viridiplantae, Streptophyta, Magnoliopsida, Rosales, Moraceae. The transcript has 2 exons. Bases 81 to 377 code for a protein of 98 amino acids. The record is from RefSeq and is a predicted model, not a curated record.
UCUGGGGCAUCGUAACCGAAUCACAACAAGCAAAGUCCAGUCUUGUGUCUUCGCCGCAUUUUCUGGUGACCUCCUUGGCCAUGUGUUACGGUCAGCAGCGAUCUUUUCCCGGCGACGAAAGCCAAACCCCUUCCCGCACCGCCCGAUCGGCGGCGGCCGACAACGCGGCCGUGGUCGAGAAUCUGCGCGGCCGGCUGGCGGAGACGGAGGAGCGGCUGGCGCGAGCCAGGGCUCGGGAGGCCGAGCUGAGCCGCCGCCUCGAGGAGAUGAAGCGCUUCGUCUCCGUCAUGGAGAUCCUCGAGACCUACCUCAAGCGCCGCUUUCGCGAGCAACAAGAAGAUGUCGCUCGCCUCUUCUCUCCGCUCACGCAUUCAUAGAACAGCCACGCCAUUCCCGGAUGAUGGAAGGGUAAGUUUGAUGGUGGGAUCUCACCGGCAGCCUAUGAAAGAUAACUUUCUUCAAGUGUCAUUGUAAAAAUGUUUUGAGGCAGCAUUUGUUUUGUAAUUGUCAGACAAAGCAUUAGAUUCUAUGCACUUCGAAUAUUAGAUAACUCCAGACCACACCACUGAAAGUUGAAAGGUGAGAGGGCACAUGUAUUACACACACGUGACAUCUUCCCUUAUGAUGUCGCAGAGUUCAAAAAAAGCUUCAUUUUUCUACUCUUUCUCUUCAGACUUUACCUUUUC